Molecule: messenger RNA, 423 nt
Organism: Linum trigynum
Lineage: Eukaryota; Viridiplantae; Streptophyta; Magnoliopsida; Malpighiales; Linaceae
Source: the annotation of a GenBank genome assembly
AUGCACUCUAACACCUCCGUCGCCGUAGAAUUUAUGAUCGGAGUACUUCAAAUAGCAACCAUCAUUCAGCGCUCUCCCUUCCCUCCUUGGCAUACAUCUUCCGACCACCGCAGCGGCGGCUUUACCCAAACACUCCCGGCAACCAUCUCUCUCGACGCUCUCCCAGCACUGCGCCAGAGCAUAAGCCCUUCCUCCAACCUCCGCCACUCCGAAAAACCCACUCACUCCCUCCAACACCGCCGCGUUCCUCGUCACAUUCGCCACCGCGUACCUCACACUCUGCGCAUACUCGAAUUCCGCUCCGGCGGCGGCGACGCCGCCACAUGUGAAGUUGUCGAUGGUGGGGGAGACGGAUUCUGCAUAGAAGCUGUAAUUCUCGUAGCGGAGGAAGCAGCCGUCGAGGUAGAUCCGACGUCGAGCUAG